This is a messenger RNA of Puccinia triticina, 726 nucleotides long. RefSeq lists its product as uncharacterized. The record is from RefSeq and is a predicted model, not a curated record. Lineage: Eukaryota; Fungi; Basidiomycota; Pucciniomycetes; Pucciniales; Pucciniaceae. The transcript is spliced from 4 exons. Bases 1 to 726 code for a protein of 241 amino acids.
AUGGAUAUGUUUCUGAUCAUCACGAUCCAAAGACGGCACCAGGCUGGGCCCGAUGAUCUGCGCAACGGACAGUACGGCAACUUGGCCGUCUCCGUCAACCAUCUCCCCUCGGACUCCGCCCUCAACAACCCGCCUCCUCCUCCUACCCCACUGGAUGGCCCCAUCUUCGACAAGUCCCCCACGGCCGAAGAUGUGCUGCAGCUGAUUGCCGAGUCGCAGCGGGCUACCCACCAGAUCCAGCGUCUUAACGCCCAGGGUGUUGACACCUUUUCCACCAGCCACCUACUGCCCCAACCCGAGGCCGUCGGCACCAGUAAAGGUCCCGUCAUUUUUCAUUGCUCUGCGGACGUUGGAAGUAUCCAGAAGACAAAGCAAACGAAGAUCAAGCUUGGCCCAACAAAGAUCGGCCUGUUUGAGCAGCCCAAGCGCGACACCACCCUCCUCCAGGACCUCAGCAUGAUGGACUUCAGCUUGAUCGUGGCCCUCCCCAAUGCGGCUCGCGGAAACAAAGAGGGGCUUUGGGAUGAUCAGCUGCUCGUCCUCCACGUCCGGCUCACCUUGGCCUCAUGCGUCGCCUCCUUCACCGUCCCGGCCGCCAUCUCCAGUGUCGGCCUCACAGGCGUAGCCUCCGGAGGCGUCGGCGGGAAUGAUUGGGUUGUGAUCUGCGCACAUAGUGCUAGCGCAGAGUCAGUGGAAUUACGCAAUGGGCAGAACACUUUGAGAUGA